This is a messenger RNA of Salmo salar (Atlantic salmon), 4186 nucleotides long. NCBI's taxonomy places the organism in Eukaryota, Metazoa, Chordata, Actinopteri, Salmoniformes, Salmonidae. The record is from RefSeq and is a predicted model, not a curated record.
CAAGGGGUCUGAAUACUUUCCGAAUGCACUGUAUGACACACAGACGAGACCUAAUCCAGCCUUUCAGCCCAACCACACAAAGUAACAAUUUAAUUCCUGCCCUCGCCAACUGCAGGGGAAUGGUUGUCAUGUCCUCUGUUCCAGAGCCACAGUGGAUGGACUACAUCAUGAUGAAGCAGAGUGUCAUAGUCCGUGUAUGUAGGUGGCAGGGAAGUCAGGCGCAGGAGAAAACAGAGUGGUUAAAAAAUGGAGUAUUUAUUUCCAAAACUAACUCCAAAACCCACGUAGAAAAUAAUCCAGGUAAACAGUAACCCGUCGCACACCGAUACAUAAACAACACGUACAUAACAUAACAAACAAUCACCGACAGAGAAAUGAGGGGAAGCAGAGGGUUAAAUACACAACAUGUAAUUACUGGGAUAUGAAACAGGUGUGUAAAGAGACCAGACAAAACCACUGGAAAAUGAAAAACUGAUCAAUGGUGGCUAGAAGACCGGUGACGUCGAUCGCCGAACACCACCUGAACAAGGAGGGGCAUCAACUUCAGUAGAAGUCGUGACACAGAGACAGAUGCUGCAGAGGAUACUGAGGCUUGGUCUUUACAUUGGAUCCCAUGAUGGACAUUCAAGUGGAUGGAUAGACUCUUAAAAUACUUAUUUUAAUGGAGAUACAACCUGUUCUGUGUGUUUCGUCUGUAGACUUGAAUUGGAUCCAUACGUCAUUGAUGCAAGCUGCUUGUAGUGUUUUCAGUAUACCAUUUGAAAGGAUACCACAGUCCUGUUUGGUACAGACAGUUCCUGGAUGACAAUUCUAGUGAACAUUAUGUAUUGUGAGAUUUUAUCUCUGUUGUUAGGUCUAUAAGUGGAUGGGGCAAAGCACUAAGACUAGAGGUCUACAGAAAGAGAAAUGCUGUAGUCAUAACUGGUGAAUAUAAGCCUAAAACUGCUGGAUGAUUCCUCUAAUUUGUCAUCACAUGUUAUCACAUUUCACUCAAAGAUUGAUUGAGCAUAAUCUGGAAAAGUGCGAAAUUUUCAAUCUUCCAUUUCUCUAAAUUGUAUUUUUUAAACUGGCGAAGAGCAGAAUCUUUGCAUAAACUGGUAUUGUUUUCCUUUUCCAGUUUGUUCCCUGCUGUUAUUGUUUGACUAUUCCCGGCUGUUCAGAAUAGGUGCCUCCCAUUAUAUUUUUAAAUCUUUGUUAAACUGUACAUUGGCUGCCUUUGUAUCCCCAUAAUACAAUGAGAGUUUCAGAUAGAGUGGCUGAAUAUGUCUGGUCAGCCUAUUUUCCCAUACCAGGCUCAACACUGUUCAUAUCGUCCAUUAAACAGAACUCAUAUUAAUUAUAGUCAAUGCAGACUGCAUGGCAAAGCAUUUUUUACAGAUUUGCAUUGGAAAGAGACAAACUAUCCAGGGGUGAGUGAAUUUUUAACUAUUUUGUUAGGAUUGUUCUUUUCUGUUUGUGUUUUCAAUUGUUAUGAUAAAGGGAAAGGAGGAACAACCUUUUCUGCUGUUACAAUUUCCUUUGCAUUGUAUCCCCCUCACUGAUAUGGGCAUAUUCUAGCAUUAUUGUGUAUCAACAGCUGUUUGAGAAGUUAUGAGAUAAUGAGUGACAUUUUUUGUACAAUUAUUUAUUCAACCAUCUUAGACCAGAUAAGAAGUCAUUUUCUCUCACUGUUUGCAAAACAGUAGAAAAUGUUCCUUUACAUACACUACCGUUCAAAAGUUUGGGGCCACUUAGAAAUGUCCUUGUUUUUGAAAGAAAAGCAUGUGGGUGUCUUAAUCAUUUGGACUCUACUGUUUUAGGUAGUAGUGCACUGAGAGGUUCUGAUUCACACGCUUGUCCCUUCUCAAACCUCCCCACCCCUUCCCCCAGGUUAAAACAUGGGAGACUGGUCCAUUCUCGGACGCUUCCUGUCCGAGGUGCAGAACCACUCCACAGUGAUCGGCAAGAUCUGGCUGACCAUGCUGCUGAUCUUUCGUAUCCUGCUGGUGACCCUGGUGGGGGACGCGGUGUACAGCGAUGAGCAGUCCAAGUUCACCUGCAACACCCUGCAGCCCGGCUGCAACACCGUCUGCUACGACACCUUCGCCCCCGUCUCACACCUGCGCUUCUGGGUCUUCCAGAUCGUCUUGGUCUCCACGCCGUCCAUCUUCUACAUCGUUUACGUCCUGCACAAGAUCGCCAAGGACGAGAAGCUGGAGAUCCAGAGGGGGCAGGUGAUGGCUGAGCGGACCUCCAAGAAGGUCUUUGGGCAGCUGGGAAGGGAAGGGCUGGAGAACAUGGAGACUGGUAUGCCCACCUACUGCCCUGGGUACAGGGAGGAGUGGGUUGGUCAGGAAGCGGAGGGGGUGGAGCAGAGCCUGCUGGAGGAGGACUAUGGGGAGUUGGGGGAGGACCCCACUCAGCUCUCCAGCCAGGUGCUGCUCAUCUACAUCCUGCACGUGCUGCUGCGCUCCGUCAUGGAGAUCACCUUCCUGGUGGGGCAGUGCUACCUGUUUGGCUUCGAGGUGCUCCAACUGUACCGCUGCGAGACCUACCCCUGCCCCACCCGCACAGACUGCUUCGUGUCACGUGCCACUGAGAAGACCAUCUUUCUCAACUUCAUGUUCAGCAUUAGCCUGAGCUGCUUUGUGCUCAACAUCGCAGAGCUGCACUUCCUGGGCUGGGUCUACAUCUUCCGCAUACUGUGCUCCGCUUGCUCCACCUGCUUCCGCCCUGAGAAGGACCCUGUGGGGCUGUACAACCACCGCAACCCUCUGCUGCUGCAGCUCAAACACUCUCUGAGGGGCAGGCUGGUCCUGCAGACUCCCACUCCCAUGGCCCAGGAGAAGGCUGGGGGCCACCUGCUCACUCACGUCCCAGCCAUCUCCUUUGAGACCGAUUCUACUGUGGAGUGCACCUCCAAGAGGACUCCGGAAGAGAGGGACCGGGUUAAGGUUAAACUGGCCAACAUGGCCAAGAUGGGACGGACUAAGAAGUCUUGGCUGUGAAAGGCCAAAUCUGUGUGAUUCUCAAUGUAGCAUUUUCCACUUUUGAAACAACACUGGGAAAGACAGAAUUUAUAGCAUAGGUUGCUCAGAUUGGGCAUUUGGAGAAUGAGAGUAUACUCCUGAUUCAGAAAGAAAGAUUCAGCUUUAUCAUCCAUACCAUAGCCUAAAUUACAUAAAGAACAUUCAAACUGUUCCUGAGUUUCAAAAGACAGAGAAAAGUAAAACAUUUUGCUGGAAAAUUGUAUACAUUCAGUUUACAGUCAUUAUCUUCAGUCUGUUCAGGGUUCUUCAAUACAAACACACCUGUUUCAUAAAACAUGACACGUUUUCACAUUCUAACAUUGUUUGUGGGAUACUUUUCAAUAAUUCCUUGUAACUGUUGAAAUACAUAGCUGGCAGAGUAGUUUUGACCUGUGUGCAGACAGUCAUUUAUGUUGUCUAAAGGGACUUUGUCUCUUAUAACAUUAUUCUUUAUCAGAAUAAUCUAAUCUGAUUGACUGGUGGGUAGUCACUAACUAUUUGUAGCAUGUGUGCCUCUUUUUAUUGAUAUUUGCAUGGUAUGUAUGUGUAUAGAUCUUUAGUAAUUAAUGUUGAAAUUAUCCAAGGGUUUUUAUUAAUUGAAAUGUUUAUAGUUGGUGUCCCAAUCUCAAAUGCUCUCAUAUUUGCCCAUAGUAUUUAAAAAACGGCAGAAUCAAACAGUAUUGGAACAGUGACUUGUAUUUCUCAUCCAGAAGUGUAAGAAUUUUAGAAGAAUGUAAUUUCAACAGUCAAAUGUUGCACUGUUUGAGAAGACUGUGUAUGGAAAACCUGCAUUUGAAUGAAUUUAGUUGUGAGUUUGAAAUUUGACCACAAGAGGUCACUAUAAUACUUUAAGUUAUCAAACAGGGUUGUGCUGAAAAUCAAAUGAACCACAGCAAAAUAAAUUAUUUGUAAUUAAGAGGAAGAUUAAAAAAGACAUGUAUAACGUACUUUCUUGAUGAAAUACAUUCUAAAAUGUAAAUAUUUGUUUUUCUGAUCCAAUGAACCAUUGUAUAUCUGUUCACAAUUUUGUGUCAAGACCCAGAUGUGCCUAAUUCGUUUAUUAAUACAUUUACAAGUUCAUAAAUGUGCACUCUCCUCAAACAAUAGCAUGGUAUUCUUUCACUGUAAUAGCUACUGUAAAUUGGACCGUGCCGUUAGAUUAACAAGAAUUUAAGCUU